GGGCAGCGCAAGGCGGAUGGACGGGCAGGAGCCCCUCUGGGGGGCGAGCCCUGGGCGCCUGCAAUCCAGGAGGAUGGAGGCCUCGUGCUUGGAAUUAGCCCUGGAAGGAGAGCGGGCGUGCAAGGCGGGGGAUUUCCCUUCUGGAGCUGCCUUCUUCGAACACGCAGUCAAGGUGGGGACGGAGGACCUGAAGACGCUCAGUGCCAUUUACAGCCAACUGGGCAAUGCCUACUUCUAUCUGAAGGACUAUGCCAAAGCUUUGGAGUACCAUAAGCACGACCUCACACUGGCCAGAACCAUCGGGGAUCGGAUCGGCGAGGGCAAAGCCAGCGGCAACCUUGGCAACACGCUGAAAGUCCUGGGUCAGUUCGACGAAGCCUUGGUUUGUUGCCAGAGGCACCUGGACAUCUCUCAGGAGCAAGGAGACAAGGUGGGAGAGGCCCGAGCACUGUAUAACAUCGGCAACGUCUACCAUGCCAAAGGCAAGGAGGCGUUGUGGACCCUGCCCCAGGAGGAACCAGGCCAGCUGCCCCAGGAGAUUCAAGAGGCUCUGCAAAAGGCAUGUGAAUUUUACAAGAGGAACCUUUCCCUCGUGAAGGAGUUGGCUGACAGAGCUGCACAAGGCAGGGCUUACGGGAACCUGGGCAAUGCGCAUUACCUGAUGGGCAACUUCAGCAAAGCUAUCGUCUUCCACAAGCAGCGGCUGAACAUCGCUAAGGAAUUUGGAGACAGGGCUGCCGAGAGGAGAGCGUACAGCAACUUGGCCAAUGCUCACAUCUUCCUGGGGAGCUUCGAUAUUGCCGCAGAGUAUUACAAGAAAACCCUCCACCUCUCCAGGCAGCUGAAGGACCAAACGGUGGAAGCCCAGACAUGCUACAGUCUUGGAAACACCUAUACCCUUCUUGAAGACUAUGACAAGGCUGUGGAGUACCACCUAAAGCACCUGGCCAUCGCCCAGGAACUUGGAGACAGAGUGGGAGAAGGAAGAGCGUGCUGGAGUUUGGAGAAUGCUUAUGUUUCACUUGGGAAGUAUGAACAAGCCUUACACUUUGCAGAAAAACAUCUUGAAAUCUCCCAAGAGAUUGGGGACCCCACUGGUGAGGUGACAGCAUGCACAAGCAUUGAACAGCUGCGAUCCGCGUUGGGCUCGGAGCAGAGCGGUGUGGGGCCUGAUGCCUCGGUUUCUGCUGGAUAUGAAAUCCAAGGAGCCAGGCCGAAGUGGGCCCAAACAAACAACAUGAACAGCUUUGAGCUCCUGAGGUUCCCACCUGAAAAGGACCAGAAUGGAGAGAACCUUCACUUGGGCGACCUUGAAAUAACUGGGAAAGAUUCCUUGCCUUUCUCUGCUAGCUCCCAUAAAUAUCGGCAAAACCCAUCAUUGUUGGAGAAUUAUAGUGAAUCUCCUCUGGAAGCCAGUGAUGUCCAAGUCCAGUUAUCCCAGCUGAAAACCAAGCGAGCCCCUUCCAGUGAGGACUGUUUCUUUGACCUCUUGAGCAAAUUCCAGAGCAACCGGAUGGAAGACCAGCGCUGCCCUCUGGAAGACUCCCAGAGAGAGUCGGAUGAAGCAGCGGCUACCCCUGUCCCUGCCCGGGAAGAGGCACAAACUCAGUCCAUGGCCUCCCCGCAGACCGAGGAGCUCUUCGACCUCAUUGCCAGCUCCCAGAGCCGGCGGCUUGAUGACCAGCGGGCCAGCGUGGGGAAUCUUCCCGGGCUCCGCAUCACGCCCAGCAACCUGGGCCACCUUCGCAUGGACGGCGAGGCCCAAGAGCCUGGCGACGAAUUCUUCAACAUGCUGAUGAAAUGCCAGUCCUCCCGCCUGGAUGACCAGCGCUGUGCCCCACCCCAUUCCAUCCCCCGUGGCCCCACGGUGCCCGAUGAGGACUUCUUCAGCCUCAUCCAGCGAGUCCAAGCCAAGCGCAUGGAUGAGCAGAGGGUGGACCUGGCUUCAGGAGAAGAAGACGACCAAGCCAAGGAUUGAGCACCAGAUCACUAGCCAAGACCCAUCUUCAGUUAAGCCAGAGCAAACAGCCAGCGAAGGGAAGGACUUCUGGAGGCCCCCAGCUGAAGAUCUGGGCCGUGGCACUCAGGGCAUUCUUGGGCGGGGGGGGGCAAUGCACUUUCUCCCCCUGGAGAACAUGGCACUGGCAAGAGCGGCAAGCAGAAUGGGUGGGCACUUCCGGCUGACCGAGGCGCCUGUGGGCCAACCGGGCAAGAGUGAGGCUUCUUUUCUGCUUGAACAUCGUCUGUGAAAACCAGGCUCAGGAACCGAGGAACGGGGAGGUCUCCACCAAGGAGUCUGGAUAGGGGCCACACCCCCAAGGGGCUGCUGGAGGGGUUGACAGCCCCUCCCCCGCCCCGCCAAGUCAGGUUGAUUUAUGUCUCUUGUCUCUUUAGGCCUGUAUCCCGUGCCAAAUCAUCAGCCCACUUGGGAAUAUGAAUUGGAGACAAUCAGUGACUCUGUGUGUGUGUGUGUGUGUGUGCGGGCGAACCUUGCUUUCAAAAUGUGCUUUUGGGUGCCCUUUUAUCUCAGGUGCAAUCGGACGCUAGUUGGAAAGGUGCUAGGGAGGAGACAAGAGGGAAGCAAACACCCAGAACCAAGAUGUUUGGUUUCUGUUAGCCAAGGGAAAUUGGGUGGAACACAUAAGUACAGGUGGCCUUUGACUUACGACCACAGCUGGGUUCAGAAUCAGGUCGGGUGGCCGUUUUGCUCAGCGACUGCAGUCCAGGCUCUGCCAGCGAUGUAGUGCUUAUUAAGCAGAGCUGGAGAGGGGGCUCUUGGGGUGGGGGAGAUCCAGUGCAGGCUGCAAUGGCUGUCCAGCAGGCAGAAAUCUUCUGCAGGCCAGGCCUGUGUUGGCUACAGGGCCCACUGGGGCACAGAAAUAUCCGUGGAGCCUCUGCCUGCCCCAUCAGCCCUUUGGCUGAUUACAGGAUCCAGUGCCACUUGCAAAAUUGCUCCAGGCCAUUCAAAGUGGCAAUGAAGUUAUUCUAAGUCACUCGCUUUCAGUAUUCUGCGUCUCUAUAGAAAUACGGUAGAUGGGUGGGGGUAGUUGCCGCAGUUCUUAAGGUGGGAUGUGAUCACUGCUUGAGCCAUGGUGACGCAGUGGUCAGUGUGCAGUACUGCGGGCUGCUUCCGCUGAGUACCAUCUGCCUGCAAUUUGGUGGUUUGAAUCUCACCAGGCUCCAGGUUGACUCAGCCUUCCAUCCUUCUGAGGUCGGUACAACGAGGAGCCAAAUUAUUGGGGGCAAAGAGGCUGUAAACCAUUUAGAGAGGGCUGGAAAGCACCGUGAAAGCUUAAGUGCUAUUGCUCAAAGCCUGCAAUCCCAGCAUGUCUGCUUGUUAAGUGGAACCUGGAAUCCCAGGUUCGAGGUGCCAGGGGUGUCUUAGGAAGGCUGGGGAAAUCCUGGGGUGCCCGAGGCAGGCCAUGCAGGAUGGCAGAUGCUCCAGUGAAUCACGAAGCUUGUAUCCAGCCCACCAGGGUUGGGAGAUUUGGUCUGCUAAUACACAAAGUGUCUCAUUUUGGCUAUUCCUUUCCAACUAUGGUCAGGCGUGCCCAGCCUGUGUGUGGCAAAGCUUUAUUGAGGCUGCCUUCCGCCACUCUCCAAGUGGUCUCCAUUCCCGUGAUCUUUCAGAAGUUUUGCAUGCUCAGAGGAAGGGCAGAGAUGGGGUCAGGAAGAGGCAGGUGGGGGAGCCACAGUGCCCUUGUGAGCAGUCAUAAGGUCUGGCAGGGUGCGGCGUGUCGACUUUUCAUUACGUGGCCACAGGGGCAUUGACAAUGGCCAUAACUUCAGGGACAGGUUAUGUCCCUUCAUUCAGGACUGCCAUAAGGAAUGGUUAAUGCGGGCUACCUCUCUAGCUACUGCAGCCUUUCACAAAAAUAAUAUUUUUAGUAACCAGUUGAAGGAUUUUCAGGCAAAAUAAUAAAGAUUUUAGCCAGAUUCUGGCCCUCUUUUAAUCUGGUUUCCUUGAAGGUAGAGAAGAGCUGUUGUUUUUUUUCUCUGCUUUAUCGUGGACUGUUGGUUUGGAGUUUAUUCCACAAUUAUAUCAGCAGCUGUGGAAUUAGACAAAGUUAGUUGACAUUCCCCUGGGCAAUUGACUUUUUCCUGGUUUCCCUACUUGUGUGGUACUUUCAAAACUCCUUUUGAAGGGAUAUUCUAUGGUGGCCCCCACAAAAAAAAAUCAGGAGUUGAUUGCAUGCUGCAGCUCCUCAAAGCACCGUCCUUUUCAUAGAGCAUGUUAGUUGGGAUAGGUGCUCCGCAACUCCCGAUUCUUUUGCCUUUUGAACAUCCCAGAAAGAUUGGACAACUUGCCAAGAACCGCCCAGGUCUCCAGUGUGUGUUUCUAGUCUGCCUGAACCGCAGACCAAGACCACAGAAGAGGUCCCUGUUGAGAAGGGAGAUCCUGAUGACCCAACGGUCCUAGACCCGGACCAGAUCAAGGAGGCGGUUGCCCAGUGUUGUGUGAGGUCCAAAGGCCUCAGUGGGAAUCAGGCCAGGCCAUGUGCGUAAGUCUGUGAACCCAGCCGGCCGUGCUUAAUGGGUUCCUUUUCCCCCAACCAAUCUAUGGUGGAGCCUCCCGCCAUAGGGAGGAAAAAGGCCCUUCGUGCAAACCAUUCCUUGAGCAAAAGGGUUUGAGCUCUUGAUGGAAGAGGGAGGGAGGAGAAACGCAUCGCUUGUGGUCAUGGGAACCCAACUGCGGCAGCUCAGAAAUCCUGGCCGCUACAGUGAAGGGCUGGCUUUGUUUCCCUUUCUCCAUCCCGUCUGUCGACUGUCCAGCUACAUUA
Pseudonaja textilis is the source of this 4781-nucleotide messenger RNA. RefSeq names its product G protein signaling modulator 1 (gene GPSM1). Lineage: Eukaryota; Metazoa; Chordata; Lepidosauria; Squamata; Elapidae. Gene Ontology annotation, biological process: establishment of mitotic spindle orientation. Gene Ontology annotation, molecular function: GDP-dissociation inhibitor activity; G-protein alpha-subunit binding. The record is from RefSeq and is a predicted model, not a curated record. Gene Ontology annotation, cellular component: cell cortex.